GCGGGGCGGGCCGCAGACCCGGCCUGGGCAGCCGCACCGGGAACGUUGAGCCCGGAGGCGUCUGACCGGCCAUAGGGCCGGGGCGCACAGGCGGCGGCACCAUGUUCUCCCUCAAGCCGCCCAGACCCAGCUUCAGGUCCUACCUCCUGCCGCCACCCCAGACUGACGAUAAGAUCAGUUCCGAACCGAAGAUUAAAAAACUGGAGCCAGUCCUUUUGCCAGGAGAAAUUGUUGUAAAUGAAGUAAAUUUUGUGAGAAAAUGCAUCGCAACAGACACAAGCCAGUAUGACCUAUGGGGAAAGUUGAUGUGCAGUAACUUCAAAAUUUCCUUUAUUACAGAUGACCCAAUGCCAUUACAGAAAUUCCAUUAUAGAAACCUUCUUCUUGGAGAACAUGAUGUCCCUUUGACAUGUAUUGAGCAGAUUGUCACAGUGAAUGACCAUAAGAGGAAACAGAAAGUCCUAGGUCCCAACCAGAAGCUGAAAUUCAAUCCAACGGAAUUAAUUAUUUAUUGCAAAGAUUUCCGAAUUGUCAGAUUUCGAUUUGAUGAAUCAGGUCCUGAAAGUGCCAAAAAGGUAUGCCUUGCAAUAGCUCAUUAUUCCCAGCCAACAGACCUUCAGCUACUCUUUGCAUUUGAAUAUGUUGGGAAAAAAUACCACAAUUCAGCCAACAAAGUUAAUGGAGUAUCCUCAGGAGGUGGAGGAGUAUGGAGUGGAGUUGGCAGUAGCAGCAGCCAGAAAACACCGCUGUUUGAAACUUACUCAGAUUGGGACAGAGAGAUCAAGAGGACAGGCGCUUCUGGGUGGAGAGUUUGCUCUAUCAACGAGGGUUACAUGAUAUCUACUUGCCUUCCAGAAUACUUUGUCGUGCCAAGUUCACUAGCAGACCAAGACCUGAAGAUCUUUUCCCAUUCUUUUGUUGGAAAAAGAAUGCCAUUCUGGUGCUGGAGCCACUCUAACGGCAGUGCUCUUGUGAGGAUGGCCCUCAUCAAAGAUGUGCUGCAACAGAGGAAAAUCGACCAGAGGAUUUGCAAUGCCAUAACUAAAAGUCAUCCGCAGAGAAGUGAUGUUUACAAGUCAGAUUUGGAUAAAACCUUGCCCAAUAUUCAAGAAAUACAAUCGGCAUUUGUAAAACUUAAGCAACUGUGUGUAAAUGAGCCUUUUGAAGAAACGGAAGAGAAAUGGUUGUCUUCACUGGAAAGUACUCGGUGGUUAGAAUAUGUCAGGGCUUUCCUUAAACACGCAGCAGAACUUGUGUACAUACUUGAAAGCCAGCGUCUCUCUGUAGUCCUGCAAGAGGAGGAGGGAAGAGACUUGAGUUGUCUGGUAGCUUCUCUUGUUCAAGUGAUGAUGGAUCCGUAUUUCAGGACAAUUAUUGGAUUUCAGAGUCUGAUACAAAAGGAGUGGGUCAUGGCAGGAUAUCAGUUCCUAGACAGAUGCAACCACCUGAAGAGGUCAGAGAAAGAGUCUCCUUUAUUCUUGCUAUUCUUGGAUACCACGUGGCAGCUGUUAGAGCAAUAUCCAGCUGCCUUUGAGUUCUCUGAGACAUACUUAGCUGUGCUGUGUGACAGUACCCGGAUCUCUCUGUUCGGCACCUUCCUGUUCAACUCUCCUCAUCAGCGGGUGAAGCAGAGCACAGAGUUUGCCAUCAGCAAAAAUAUUCAGUUGGGGGAUGAAAAGGGCUUGAAAUUCCCCUCGGUUUGGGACUGGGCUCUGCAGUUCACAGCAAAGGACCGGACGCUUUUCCACAACCCCUUCUAUAUCGGCAAGAGCACCCCUUGUGUACAGAACGGCUCCAGGAAGUCUUUUAAGCGCACGAAGAAGAGCUACAGCUCCACGCUGAGAGGAAUGCCAUCAUGCUUAAAGAACGGCAUCAUCAGUGACCAAGAACUGCUUCCACGGAGAAACUCACUAAUACUGAAACUGAAGCCAGACCCACUUCAGCACACGGACAGCCAGAGCAGUGGAGUGGAACAGUAUUUUAAAGAGUGGUUCUCCAGACCAGCCAACCUGCACGGCAUUAUUCUGCCACGUCUCUCCGGAACACACAUAAAAUUGUGGAAAUUGUGCUACUUCCGCUGGGUCCCUGAGGCUCAGAUCAACCUUGGGGGCUCCAUCAUGGCCUUCCAUAAGCUCUCUCUCCUGGCUGAUGAGGUGGACAUGCUAGGCAGGAUGCUGAGGCAGCAUCGCAGUGGCCCCCUGGAAGCCUGCUAUGCAGAGCUGGACCAGAGCAGGAUGUACUUCAGAGCCACGGGUCCACACGACACCCUGGGGACACCAGAGUUUCUCUCCUCUUCAUUUCCAUUUUCUCCUGUAGGAAAUCUAUGCAGAAGAAGCAUUUUAGGAACGCCAUUAAGCAAAUUUUUAAGUGGGGCCAAAAUAUGGUUAUCUACUGAGACGCUAGCAAAUGAAGACUAAACUAUGGUAUUUUCUGGAUGUACAGAGAGAAGCUGGACAUUACCCCCUCUGAACUGAAAUUGGUAACUGAGGCAUUUAAAACUGGCCAUUUUAUAUUUUUAAAUUUGCACUAAUAUUUAAAACAUGUUUAAUCACGCCGCCCUCAGUCUCUAAGGGCAGGGUGACUUUGGGUUUUGUCCUCUAUCUUUUGGGUCUGACCCAUCUGGGUCAUCUGCAGUACACAUUCCCCAUGUUACACUUGUGAUCACAGCAGUGAGAUUUCUCUGCUACGUGAAUUUCAUCAGCAUGUAUUUUCCUACCACCUACUAAAGGGUAUCAGACAGAUUACAACCCAAAGAAGGUGGAUAGGGAAGUUAGUAAAUUAGUAUUUAAUGUAUUUCCAGAUCAUCUCAUAAAACUCCCAACAGGCCUCAGUUGACAUCCAUAUACUUAGCUACUGAGGGUUCGUGUUCUGGGGUUAGAUGUUAUUAUUUUAGUUCACCUCGUUUAGGACCUUAGAUCACUGUGUUUUAAAAUCACAAAUUUGCUUUAAUUACAUACAACUAACUUUUAAAAGAUGCACUGUAAUUUUAAAGCAUUCACUGUAGCUAUUUAAACCUAGAAGUGCCUUUGACAUUAAGAGUAUCAAAGAAGCUAAAAUAACAGAGGAAAAUAUAAGUGUACUUUUUAAGUUAGGGCAUUUAGAACCCACUGCGUAUUGGAAAUAGCUUUUUGCCAACCAGCUAAACCAAUAUUCAGGAGUCUCCAGAGCCAGAUUUUUGUCCCCCAGAAAGUCACCGUGCGAUCUGUGGGGUGCAGCCCGCCCUUAGAAGUUGUUCAGGCAGCAGAUGCACAGCUCCAGCUAUGGCUGAGGGUGCCCAGUCCACGGACAGGAGCAUGCCCCUCUGACCACAGGCUGCUGGGAGUGCUCUGAUCUCCCCACGAGCACUUCAGCUGCCACGCUGACACAGGCCAGCACUUUCCUUAGAAAUAACUGGUGGGGGUCAGGAGAUGGACACAGCCACAGACUAGGGAGGAAGACUUCCUCAAGUGUGCCAUUUUAAUAAGCAGAGAUGCUCCCCUUCCGGGCUUCUGGGGGCAGUGCUGAGGCUGAGAAGCUCUUCUGAAGCCCUUGCUCCAAACCACGCUAGAAACCUGGCUGACUGCACAGGGCCGGCUUGAGAAGUGGUCGUGUUUGGAGGACUUCUUCUCCCUGUUUAAAGGUGGAUAUUUCCUAGCACACAAUGGCGGUGUCUUAAACUACCACCUUGGAUUUUGAAGUACUUUAUAGUAAAGUGUUGAUUUAGUUUGUUUCUUUUUCUAAAACAGAAUUUCUCAAGAUGGUUUGACUUGUAUAUGUGCAUAUGUGCUGCAUAGUCAUUUCUACUUAAUUAUUUACCUUUUCUAAAUGUUUAAUAAUGUUUAAUAAUGCGUUUAACAGGCCAGCACUUAACAGGCAGAUGUUCUUAUGAGAUGUCUUAAAUAGUUCGUAUCUUAUGGCUAAACCCAGUGUUUCCACCGUCUGCUGCCUAGAAAAUAAGGGCUCCUGUCAGUUUAUACAAAGAGCAAUGAGGAUGCUCCAGCCCUCGGCACAGCAGCCCUGUCUCUGAGACGUGCCAGGGUGUCACCGCUGGAGCUGGACAGUAAUACCACCCCCCUCAUUAAGCUGCUUUGUUACUUCUAUAAGUUGUUGUAAAUUUAUUGGGGGCUGAUAAUUGAUUCUCAUCCCUCACAUUUAUUUCCAACUCCUUUAAGAACCUUGUUUUCCUUAACUCACAAGAAGGUCAGGUACUAUUAACACUACUUUAUGAUGAAAAUUGUGUAUUUUUGUAUGGUAAUCGAUUGUAAAUGUUUUAAUAUUUCCACUGGCUGGUUGUUGUGUCAUGAUUAUUGUGCUGCAGCUUAUUGUGCAUAAUACGUAAAACAGCUCCAAAGUCCUAGUGUGGCCUAUGGUACAGCUGCUUGGCACCUCUGCUAGCAAGAGUGACAUUGUGGUGGCAGAAGAGGUAAGCGUGGCUGCAUGCAGCAUACCAAAGAGCAUACCACUGUCUCCAAGGCCCUGAGGGCAGAGCCUGUGCUUGUGGUGACCACGCAAAGGCCGGUGACACUGGACAUUCUAGUGCUAACCUUACAGGCGGGGUGUCUUACUGUUUUAUGAUGGGAACCAAUUCUAAAACCAAAAAUGCCUAACUAUUUAAGGAAAGGACAUUAAUUUGUACUGACAGAAGAUGAAAACUGUUCAACACAUUUUUUUCAACAAGAUCUUCUUGCUGUAGCAGUAACCUCAAGUAAUUAAAACUUGGUGUUGAGACAAAACUAAAACCUUUGUGCCUACAUGCAACUGAUGAGCUCAAGUAGGUGAGCAGGUUGCCUGGACACUGCUCCACAGAAUGGCUGUAAAGGGAAUUCUGACUGCUCAAUAAAAUUUCCAUUGAAACGGUC
This is a messenger RNA of Psammomys obesus (fat sand rat), 4838 nucleotides long. RefSeq names its product myotubularin related protein 10 (gene Mtmr10). Lineage: Eukaryota; Metazoa; Chordata; Mammalia; Rodentia; Muridae. The coding region runs from base 102 to 2417 and encodes 771 amino acids. The record is from RefSeq and is a predicted model, not a curated record. The transcript has 16 exons.